AAGAGAAAUGACAGGAACUCUAGCAAAGUCACUUUCCAAAUUGGGGCUGAGAACUCAGAUGUCAAGUGCCUAUGUAAUGGUAUUUUACAAUCAAUGAUUGUAAAUCACUGCUGCUCUCUGCUUCGUCAUCUGGCUCACCUACAAAGAGUUGUGUUUGUUUUAAAACUCCAGGUUAAGCUUUGGGCAGGGGUUGUUCCCAGGCUGGAGCUGGUGCGGGUGGGAGCAGUGGGGACCCGGCUUUCCCCAGGAGAAACCCAGUGGGAAGUGGCACAGGAGUUGCCAGAGGGCGCCUGGGUACACAGUGGGGCGAUGGGAGCAGUCCUGCGGAAGAGAGACUCUGUUGUUUAAGAGAUAUCUGUGACCGAAGUUCUUUGCCUCUGUGACACAUUUCUGUCCCGGUGAAGCUUUUCUCAUGUAGAUGUGGCUUCAGUCCGUAGGAUGAGCUUAGCAGCCCUUUGAAACACAGAAUUGCAAAUGGAUCUGCGGACCAGCUGGAGCCAGCUUAGGGCCAGAGAGUUGCGAGAGUAUCGGUGCUGAGAAGCCCAUGCAUUUCUAAAGUCCUUGGCCAGUCCCUACUUUGCUUCGGCAUGUGUUCAUCCCCUCUCGGGCUGCUGCAGGGAUGAAGGGCCACGAGCUCUCGGUGUCUGUCCUCUCCUCUGGUACCUGCAGUGAGCUCAGCCCCUGGACACGCACAGCCCGCAGUGCUCAGCCCAAAGUCCAUGCGAUUACUCACCUCCAUAAAAUUGACGUUUUUCCUGCCUGGCCUCCGCGAGAAGUUCAGUCAGAGUUUUGUCCUCUGCUGUGGGUGUAUGGAAGGAGAGCGUUCUUUCGGCCGCUCUCUCUGCAAGUCUCACGGGUUUGCUUUUCUCUCCUCCCAGCUGCAAGCCGUGUCUGUAGGAGCAAUAACCCACUGCAGGAGACACCCCGAGCUGGCAGUGUCACACUUUGAUUCUUUUCGUUUGGAAGGAUUUUACUGUGUGUUUAGUAAUAGCCCCCCAAAAGAGUGCUGGCUACAGCAAAGGUACUUCCUUCUUUUUACAUUCUCAGGCUGGUUUCUAACUGCAGCAGACCGGACUACAGAACCCUGCAGGUUUAGUUCACCCUCAUACAAAACGAACAACUUAGGCCAGGCAUGACGUCACUGUGUUUGCGUGUGUGAUAUCCUCUGCUGUUACUCCUUUCGCUCUGCUCUAACUGGGAUGACCCUCAGAGAUCGUGCUUGCAGGCUCUUGUGGUUGGGAUCUUGUGACCCGUAUUUCUGUGCGUCCACUUAUGCAAUGAAAACAGACACUGAGAAUAAAUAAAAAUAGUAGUCUGAUUAUAAUUUGGUUACAAAUGGACGUGGUCUCAAGUGAAUUCCCUGAGAUUUUAGCAUGGCUGUCACAUGGAAGCAGAACUGCAUUUACUUCUUAUGUGGAGAGUGUAAUUUUAGUUUAACUUUCUUUCAAGUAUAACCAUAAUCCAGAGAGAGUGGCCUUUCCCUGGCAGUGACUGUGAACCAAGUGCUGUGACAUGCACAUAGAAUCACAGCAUCACAGCAUUGUAGAUGUUGGAAGGGACAGCUGGAGAUCAUAGAGUCCAGCUUCCCCUGCUAAAACAGGUUCCCUACAAUAGGUCACACCGGUCGCCAUCCAGGUGGGUCUUGAAUAUCGCCGUAGAAGGAGACUCCACAACCUCUCUGGGCAGCCUGUUCCAGUGCUCCGUCACCUUUACUGUAAAGAAGUUCUUCAGAUCUCCGUGAUUGGUAGUCCAAGUGUCUGAAGUUCUGCUCGCCUUCAGAAGUAGCACUGAAUUCCCAGGAUGUAAGAAAUACAGCACAGUGUCAUGCAGCCGAUGUGAGCUGAUGGUCACAGCUGGGGCUGAAAUCCUUUAUUAAACAAAACAAGAGUCAAGUGAACAAGGAAGGUUGGAGCCAUUUGCAAGAUCUUCCCAGUUUAUUGCUCAGCCUGUCAAAGAAGUCACCUUCUGGGAGCACAGCCUGGGCUGCCAUGGCUAGCAAAAGAAAGUCAACAACACCCUGUAUGGUGCGAACCUCUGAAGUGGUGGAGCAGGAAGUUCCAGAGGGUGCAGAAACUGCUAAAGAGAAGGGUGCUGGCACACCGCAGCAGGAUGCUAAAAAAACCUGGCCCUCAGAAAGCUCAGUGAAAGAGUGCGAAGUGGUUGAGGCUAAGCCCCCUGCUGAAAAUCAGUCUAAGAAACCCCAGGGUGGUUAUGAGUGUAAAUACUGCCCUUACUCUACGCAAAACUUAAAUGAAUUUACAGAGCAUGUUGACACUCAGCAUCCGAAUGUCAUUCUCAACCCCUUGUAUGUCUGUGCUGAAUGCAACUUUACAACCAAAAAAUAUGAUUCUUUAUCUGACCACAACACAAAGUACCACCCAGGAGAGAGUAACUUUAAACUGAAACUAAUUAAACGCAAUAACCAGACUGUUUUAGAGCAGUCGAUUGAGACCACCACGAAUGAUGUCACUGUCACGAGCAGUGGGCUGGAAAAUGCAGAGUGUGAGGAUUCGCUUCAUGGGGGAAUUAGUGUGAGUAAAACACCAAUGAUGAAAUUGGGAAAGCCUAAAGGGGAAGCCAAGAAGGGUCCCAAAAAGCCAGAAGAGGGAGUUACGGAAAACCACGUGGAUGGUUCUCUCCCCCGCAUCAUAACUGAAGCCACUGAAGCUAUUGCGUGUAUAAAUGGAGACCUUCUCCAAGAUGUGUUAGCUCAUGUUAUGCCCUCUGUACAGCUGCCACCAAAUAUUAACCUUGUACCCAAGGUCCCGGUACCUCUGAACAGUACCAAAUACAACUCUGCACUGGACACUAAUGCAACCAUGAUCAACUCCUUUAACAAAUUUCCUUACCCCACGCAAGCAGAAUUAUCAUGGUUGACAGCAGCAUCAAAGCAUCCUGAAGAACAGAUCCGAAUCUGGUUUGCUACACAGCGUUUGAAGCAUGGUAUCAGCUGGUCGCCUGAAGAAGUGGAAGAGGCAAGAAAGAAGAUGUUCAAUGGUACUAUCCAGGCAGUCCCUCAAACCAUCACCGUCCUGCCAGCUCCUUUGACAACUGCAAAAAUUCCCCCUCCUAUCAUCCAGACAGCUUUGCCUUGUCAGAUACUGGGCCAGACUGGUCUUGUUUUAACUCCAGUGUCAAAUGGGUCAGCAGUUUCCUGUUCCCCAAUUACACUUGCUGUUGCCCCAAACCAGGGACAAAAGAGGACAAUACAGACCCUGUCAAAUGUCCCAGAGGCCAAGCGACCUCAUGUAGUUCAGGUGCCUGAGAGUCCUGCCAAGCUGACUGCUGUACCGUUGACUCCUGCCAGCGAGCGAAAAAAAACAAAGGAGCAGAUAGCAGAGCUGAGGGCCAGUUUCAUAGCAAGCCAGUUUCCCGAUGACGCAGAAGUCUACCGGCUGAUAGAGGCAACAGGGCUCUCCAGGAGUGAGAUCAAGAAGUGGUUCAGUGACCACAGGUACAGAAGUCAGCGGGGCAUUGUGCAAGUUGCUGGUGAUGCUUUAGGGAAAGAUCCAGUAGCACCUUCACUGGGCCGACAUAGCCGCUCGUUCCACCCAUAUGCAGAUUUUGCACCGCAGAGGUUCAAGGAAAAAAGCCAAGAGCAGCUUAGGGCCCUUGAGGAGAGUUUCCUACGAUGUUCUUUUCCGACCCAGGGAGAACUGGACAGGCUUCGAGUGGAGACAAAGCUGAGCAGGAGAGAGAUUGAUUCCUGGUUCUCCGAGAGGAGAAAGAUAAGGGACAGUAUGGAGCAAGCUGUCUUGGACUCAAUGGGAUCGUACCGAAAAAUUAAGGAACAAGGAACUCCCAAUGGUGCAAUAAACCAAGCAGAACUGAUGAAUAGCUCCCAGCUUCCCGGUGCUUUAUCAGGAUCCUCUGCCACACUUAAGAAAACCCAGGAGCAGAUUCAUCUACUGAAAAGUACAUUUGCAAGAACCCAGUGGCCAACACCACAAGAGUAUGACCAGCUAGCAUCCCAGACUGGGCUCACAAGAACUGAAAUCGUUCGCUGGUUCAAGGAAAACCGGUCCUCACUAAGAUCAGGGUUGCUUAAAUGGGUUGACCAGUACCAGCAGCAGUAUGCUGAUGGCCAUAACGAGCAGAAUCAGAAAAAGGGAUCAAAACUCAUUGAGAGUCCAAAGAAUGGUAAUGAAGUGUCUCGGCAGCAUUACCAGGAGCACAAAAAGCUGAAUGAAGAGAAUGCGGGGAAGAUGGUGGUGAGACCAAAAAGAGACUGCGAACCACUGAAAGACUCUUUGUUGGGGAAUCAAGCUGAGGGUACAGACAGGUUGGAGUGCAACAGCCACGACGGCCGCGAGGAGAACGAGGAGCCGGUGGAGGUCAACUGGGUGGAGGUGACGGUGGGCGAGGAUGACGCCGCAUCAGACUGCACGGACACGUGGAGCCAGGCAGCACCUGAGGGCCAGGCUGAGCUGGUGGACUUUGACUCUGAAAGUAUACCUGGAGACAAUGCCCACGUGUAGACAGGGAUACUCAUCAGCUGCACUGUCCUGACAACGAAGGGGAAAUUCUGUCUGAAAAUAGAGCAUCUAUUUUCCUGCCUGGGUUGAGACAGCGUGUUGCGACUCCACGUCUCAAAUCGUGCUUGCGGAGGCACAGCGAGAAAUCUUCUGGUGGAGCAUCGUCGUGGGGUUGUUCACAGUGCCAAAGUCCUACUACUGCAUUGAGAAAGAAAAGAGAGAAAGAAAAAAGGGUCCUUGUAUAUAGGUUACUCCUCAGCUUCUUUCCCACCCACUUUCCUGCCCAGUCUCUUCCUGUGCUGGAACAGAUUUGUACGAUGUGGAAAUUUUGUUAACUUUUUAAUAGGUGCAAGUCAUUCUUGCAUACAAUGCCAUGGGAAAAUGUUAGGGUUGGUUUGGGGGAGGGAAGUGUCUUUUGUGGGGAGGAGGGAGAGGAGAUCUUUUCUGAAUCGCUGAAUCCCAUUAUGGCUGAAGCUGGCAGGGACCUCAGGGUCCAUGUGGCCCACCCCCAGCUCCAGCAGGGACACCCAGAGCAGGGGCCCCAUGGCCACGUCCAGGCGGCUUCUGGAGAUCUCCAGGGAGGAGAUCCCACAGGCUCUCUGAAGCCUUUGAAGAAAGUUUUGCAAUUUUUUGGAAUCUCUUUGGUGCCAAUCAACAUCCGAUCCCGGGUUCCCACCCCACAGCCGUUUACAUUUCAGCCCACACAGUGCGGUAUGGGUUUGGGGAGGGGAGGGUCGGUCUGGUUCGGUUGGGGCUUUGGGUUUUUUUCCUGUUUUGACUUUUUUGUUUUGUUUUAUGGCCAUCUGCUACUGAAGUAUUUACAUCUCUGCUUUCCUGUGCUCCUCUGAAGCACACCUUCUCCAGCUCCCGUGCUCCACUCCUCACAGAGCGGGCCGGGCCGCGGCUCUCCGAUGAUCUCGCUGGAAUGCCUUUUUUUCCUGUUUUCUUUGUUUUUAGCACUUUUUGUUUGAACAUAGAGCAAUCCCGGGAGGGGUUGGUGUGACAAAAUGAUGAUGCUUCAUAACCUGAACUUGUUUGCCUUUCUUCAGCUGGCACAGAGGUGGACAACGGAAACAAAAGUCCAUCCUCCGGCACUAGAAGUUGUAGCACACAACAGACGUUUCCGAUUAACCCUUUCCACUAAAUUUUUAGAUCAGUUCUAGAUUCCCGAGUGCACUUGUUUUCAAGUACUGCUAGUUUUCCUUUGUGCGGGUGUCUGUGUGUGCAGGUAUGAGGAGGAGGAGGAGCGUGGGUGCGGGAGCCAAGCCCUAUCCCUGUUUCAGUACACUGCGCAAGUACAACGCUAGGGAGUUUGAAUAAAUCCUACUUUUCUAACUUGUUGCUCAUUUGUUGUAACUCAAUAAAAAAAAGGCUAGACAUUUUGGUAA
Molecule: messenger RNA, 5863 nt
Organism: Numida meleagris (helmeted guineafowl)
Lineage: Eukaryota; Metazoa; Chordata; Aves; Galliformes; Numididae
Gene: ZHX2
Product: zinc fingers and homeoboxes 2
Exons: 4
Coding region: 1989-4478 (829 amino acids)
Biological process (GO): regulation of transcription by RNA polymerase II
Cellular component (GO): nucleus
Molecular function (GO): DNA-binding transcription factor activity, RNA polymerase II-specific; DNA binding
Source: RefSeq, a predicted model, not a curated record